Molecule: messenger RNA, 1499 nt
Organism: Syngnathoides biaculeatus (alligator pipefish)
Lineage: Eukaryota; Metazoa; Chordata; Actinopteri; Syngnathiformes; Syngnathidae
Gene: grwd1
Product: glutamate-rich WD repeat containing 1
Exons: 7
Coding region: 51-1427 (458 amino acids)
Molecular function (GO): protein binding
Source: RefSeq, a predicted model, not a curated record
CCACGUGACCGGAAGUGCCUACCCAAUCGAGUUCCCCCUCGUUCUCCAACAUGUCCGCCUCCGACAAAGACACGUUUGCCGAGGAAGCGGACGGCAUGGAGGAGCAGCAGGAAGAUGAGGCCGUCAGCGACGACGACGAGGGAGUCGACAUGGAGGAGGACGAAGGAGAAGAUGGGGACGGGGACAAGAAAGUAUACGUCCCCGGAAUCGAGCCCCUGAAGCCGGGAGAGCAGCUGGAGAUGGACCAGUCUGCGUACCGCAUGUACCACGAGUGUCAAACAGGCGCGCCAUGUUUGAGCUUUGACGUUGUGACAGACGCUGACGGAGAUGGCAGCAAAGAGUUCCCUCUCUCCAUGUUGUUGUGUGCAGGCACACAGGCUGACACAGCCAUGGCCAACAGACUGCUGGUCAUGCGCAUGCACAAUCUUCAUGGAACAGAGAAAGAAAAGGAGGAAGAGGAGGAAAGCAGUGAUGAAGACAGCGAGGAGGACGAUGAUGAUGAAGAAGAUAAAAAGCCACAACUGGAAUUGGCCAUGAUGCCACACUUUGGCGGCAUUAACAGAGUCAGAGUGACCCGACGUGGAGACCAGGCUCUGGCCGCCGUCUGGUCCGAGAAGGGAGUGGUGGAAAUAUUUGAUCUGCAACCUCAGCUCAAUGCCGUCCACAGUUCUGCGGCCAUGAAGACGUUCAUGCAGCAGCGGAAGGAAGCCGCGGCACUCUUCAGCUUCUCAGGUCACAUGAGCGAGGGCUUUGCCAUUGACUGGUCGCCCAUAGUACCUGGUCGUCUCGCCAGUGGCGACUGCAAGAAGAACAUCCACGUGUGGGAUCCACAGGAGGGCGGAGCUUCGUGGCGGAUUGAUCAGCGGCCUUUCAGCUCGCACAGCAAGUCCGUCGAGGACCUGCAGUGGUCACCUACUGAAGCUACGGUUUUUGCGUCAUGUUCAGUCGAUCAGUCCAUCCGUGUUUGGGAUAUCCGCGCCCCGCCCAACUCCAUGCUAUCAGCCAACGAAGCCCAUGAGUCAGACAUCAACGUCAUUAGCUGGAACAGAACUGAACCGUUCCUCCUCUCGGGAGGGGACGAUGGGAUUCUCAAAGUGUGGGACCUGCGGCAGUUUAAGACCGGGCGGCCCGUGGCCAACUUCAAACAGCACUGCGCCCCCAUCACCUCGGUGGAGUGGAACCCAGUGGACUCGAGUGUGUUCGCCGCGUCCGGGGCAGACGACGUGGUCAGCCAGUGGGAUCUGUCGGUGGAGUCGUGUGACGUGGGCACCAGGGUGGCGGGCAUGAAAGACCUGCCCCCGCAGCUGCUUUUCCUUCACCAGGGCCAGUCGGAGAUCAAGGAGAUCCACUGGCACCCGCAGAUUCCCGGCGUGGUGAUCUCCACGGCACUGUCCGGAUUCAACGUUUUCAGAACUAUAUCUGUGUAACGUGUGUUCUGUAAAGUAUAUAAUUCCCAGUGUACCUUGCUCUUGAACUUCUAUAAACAUUUUCACCGUGCA